This is a messenger RNA of Puccinia triticina, 234 nucleotides long. RefSeq lists its product as uncharacterized. The record is from RefSeq and is a predicted model, not a curated record. Bases 1 to 234 code for a protein of 77 amino acids. NCBI's taxonomy places the organism in Eukaryota, Fungi, Basidiomycota, Pucciniomycetes, Pucciniales, Pucciniaceae. The transcript has 2 exons.
AUGCAAUCCUCUUCCUCUUCUUCUUCGCCCUUAGAAUCUCAACAUGAACUCCAUCCAGGCUCCAGAAGUCCCGCUGACUCUAAUCAUCAAGAAGGCUCCAAGAAGGAGAACAAGAACCGACAGAACACCAAGCCACUCGAUCUCAAUUCAUAUUUUAAUGAUCUUGCCGAUAAAAGCUCUUCGAGGACCAAGACAUCCAAACCCCCCUUUUCCACCCUCCGCCCGGUCAGAUAA